GGAGUUAGACCACUGCAAGCAAGAACCAGUUUUAAUCUACGCAGGAUGAUGACGAUGACGACAACUGAUGAAAAUUGCAUUCCUGUUCAUUUAUCAGUUCGUAUAUUUUGCUCAAAUUUGUGUAAGAUUUCUUCCACUGGAUUUUCUCAUUCAAAUAAGAGAUACCAUUCUUAUGGAAUCGCAAGUAAGUCUAAUCCCCUUCCCAAUGACCUGACCAUCGCUGAUGCAUUAAGUUUAUUCGAUCAGAUGUUUUAUGACCGACCCCUUCCCUCUAUUCAAGACUUUUGCCGAUUAUUAACUCGUAUUGUUAAAAUGAAACAUUAUUUCACAGCCAUUUCUCUAAUUCAACGGUUUGACUUAUUAGGUCUUCGCCCUUUGAUCAAACCCACAAUUUAUACGUUUACUAUUGCAAUCAAUUGUUUGUGCCACUUGAAUAGAGUGAUUUUCGGCUUUUCUGUGUUUGGUAAAGCCUUGAAACUUGGUUAUGAGCCAGAUUGCACUACAUUUACCAUUUUGAUCAGAGGGCUUUGUAAGCUAGGUGAAAUCCAUCAAGCAGUCAAAUUGUUUGACCAAUUCGUGGAAAACAGGUUUCAACCGAGUGUAGUUACUUAUGGAACACUUAUAAAUGGGCUAUGCAAAUCGGGGGAUAUGCCUGCUGCUAUGAUUUUGCUCAGGAGGAUGAGCGAAUCAAGAACGUGCCCACCCGACACCAUGGUUUACAGCACAAUUAUAGACAGCCUCUGCAAGAGUAGACAACUUAAUGAGGCUUUUCAUCUCUUUUAUGAAAUGAUUGGAAAAGGCAUUUCCCCUGAUAUUGUGACUUAUACUUGCUUAAUUAAAGCAUUAUGUUAUUGCAAAUUAUGGGAAGAAGUCAAGAUUUUGAUAGAGGAGAUGUUCACUCAAAGAAUCUCAUCAAAUGUACACACUUUUAGCAUUUUAGUAGAUGGAUUAUGUAAAGAAGGCAGGGUAACAGAAGCACACAAUCUUGUUGCAUUGAUGAUAAAGAUUGAUCAAAUGCCGAAUACCAUCACUUACAAUUCUUUGAUGGAUGGAUAUUGUUUGAUUGGAAGAGUGGAUGAUGCAAGAAAGUUGCUUGAUGUCAUGAUUGAUAAUAACUGUGCUCCAUCUGUCAUUAGUUAUAGCAUAUUGAUCAAUGGGUACUGUAAGGCUAAAAGGGUAGAUGAGGCCUUGAUUCUAUUUAAGGGUAUGUCUGAAAAGGGGAUUGAUCCUAAUGCCAUUACAUACACUAUCAUGAUCGAUGGAUUUUGUAAGAAGGGGAAACUAAAUGAAGCCAAUGAGUUGUUCUCGAGGAUGAAGAACAGUGGUUGCUUACCUGAUGCUUGGACUUAUAACACGAUUUUGCGGGGAACACUUCUUAACAAUCAAACAUCAAAGGCGAUUCAGUUUCUUGAAAGUAUGAAGAACAGUGGCUUCUCUGUAGAUGUGUAUACUACAGGUUUGUUGAUUAACUACUUGUCGAAUGAGCAAUUGGAUGCUUCGUCUACGUACAUGCUUGAGGAUGUUAUAAAGGCCGAGGGAUAAUUCAAUCCAUGUCAGGGUGCAGCGUUUCUCGUCUUUUUAGAGCGUUCGGCUAUCGUGUUAGAUUCUUCUAUAAUGGUAGUUUUUAUAACAAAAAUGGCAGGCAAUACUUAUGUGUACAUAUAUAUAAAAGUGGAACACUCAAAGUACUUGAAUACCUUGUAUACAUGGUUAUAGAAAUAUAUAAUAUCUAGAGUAUGGUUCUCCAAAA
Molecule: messenger RNA, 1750 nt
Organism: Cynara cardunculus var. scolymus (artichoke)
Lineage: Eukaryota; Viridiplantae; Streptophyta; Magnoliopsida; Asterales; Asteraceae
Product: putative pentatricopeptide repeat-containing protein At1g12700, mitochondrial
Exons: 1
Coding region: 46-1542 (498 amino acids)
Molecular function (GO): protein binding
Source: RefSeq, a predicted model, not a curated record